Messenger RNA from Osmerus eperlanus (European smelt), 2963 nucleotides. RefSeq names its product glycine receptor, alpha 1 (gene glra1). Gene Ontology annotation, cellular component: synapse; neuron projection; plasma membrane. Gene Ontology annotation, biological process: neuropeptide signaling pathway; response to amino acid; synaptic transmission, glycinergic. The transcript has 11 exons. Lineage: Eukaryota; Metazoa; Chordata; Actinopteri; Osmeriformes; Osmeridae. The record is from RefSeq and is a predicted model, not a curated record. Bases 819 to 2246 code for a protein of 475 amino acids. Gene Ontology annotation, molecular function: transmitter-gated monoatomic ion channel activity involved in regulation of postsynaptic membrane potential; extracellularly glycine-gated chloride channel activity; transmembrane signaling receptor activity.
UGACUGCAGCAAGAGAUGCAGUGAGAACCGACUGUAGAUGAAUGCACUUGACUUCAACGGAACAGCUACACUUCCAAAUUUCAAGAAUUUUGCCAUUAUCACGGAUAAUUUAACUUAGAUACAUCCAAACGGGAGUUGUGCUUCCUGAACUUGCCCAGACAAUGGAACUAGCACUAUGCAGCAGUAACAACUCACCCCUGGGAGUUAACUACACAGCGAAGAUCACCUGCAGAACCACAACAGUCGGCUCCGCCGCGGUACCUUCAACUACGUGUGGCUUGACAGCAACACCUUUUGGGUUUUUGGGAUGCAUAUAAGAGAAAGCGUGAAGAAAAAAACACUUACGUAUGUAUGUAUUUUGUGCAACAACUGUGGAAUUACGCUGUUUUAGGGAUAUACUCGUAAUUAAAAUUUCCUGAGACAUGGACUUUGAGACUCAGCCCACAUGUUAAAAUAUCUGUUGAAGGAGCGUGUUAAUAUUCCCAGUGACUGAAAACAUGAAAUCUGUACGGAACGCAUAGCAUAGACACUGGAAUUAUACAUCGAGCUGGCUAACGAUAUCCUCUAGACUACAUUAUCCUCGGCGUAAUUCUGCAGCUGCUUUCGUCGCUAUCCGUGGCACUAAAAAGUACUCAAAAUUUUGGUGUUGUGAAGCAGUAAAGACAGACGAAGGAAAACGAUUUCAUGGCCGGUGCGGUUAUGAGAUUCUUGUGGUUUACUUGGGACUCUUAACUGAAAAAGCUACCGAAAAUUGCACAAUUGGAGCUCUAAAAACAUUAAAGGAUUGGGAAUUCUAUUAUUGGAGCUAAUUGCUGUAGAUGACCCAAAUGAAACCGUCAAAAAUGUACCGAAUAAAUGCCAUGGGGAUCUAUUUGUGGGAAACAAUAGUAUUUUUCAGCUUGGCAGCAUCGAAAGAAGCAGCAGCGAGGAAAGCGGCCUCCCCAAUGCCCCCCUCGGAGUUCCUCGACAAACUCAUGGGGAAGGUUUCGGGUUAUGAUGCCAGAAUCAGACCGAAUUUUAAAGUUUUGCACAUGGGAAAAUAUGACCCACAAGGCACCAAAUCAGAAGCUACACACAAGAAAGGUCCACCUGUAAACGUAACUUGCAACAUUUUUAUUAACAGUUUUGGAUCUAUUGCUGAAACAACAAUGGAUUACAGAGUGAACAUCUUCCUGAGGCAACAGUGGAAUGAUCCGCGCCUGGCCUAUAGUGAGUACCCUGAUGACAGCCUGGAUCUGGACCCCUCCAUGUUGGACUCCAUCUGGAAACCUGAUCUGUUCUUUGCCAACGAGAAAGGAGCCAACUUCCACGAGGUCACCACCGACAACAAGUUGCUUCGGAUUUCUAAAAAUGGCAAUGUUCUGUAUAGUAUAAGGAUAACACUGAUCCUUGCCUGUCCUAUGGACCUGAAGAAUUUCCCAAUGGAUGUACAGACCUGUAUUAUGCAGCUGGAGAGCUUCGGAUAUACAAUGAAUGACCUGAUAUUUGAGUGGGAUGAGAAGGGAGCCGUGCAGGUGGCUGACGGGCUUACGCUGCCUCAGUUCUUACUGAAAGAGGAGAAAGACCUGCGGUACUGCACAAAGCACUACAACACAGGCAAGUUCACCUGCAUCGAGGUCCGUUUUCAUCUGGAGCGGCAGAUGGGAUACUACUUGAUCCAGAUGUACAUUCCUAGUCUGCUCAUCGUCAUCCUAUCCUGGGUCUCCUUCUGGAUCAACAUGGAUGCUGCACCUGCAAGGGUGGGCCUGGGCAUCACCACUGUGCUCACCAUGACAACCCAGAGUUCAGGUUCCAGAGCUUCUCUGCCUAAGGUCUCUUAUGUGAAAGCCAUUGACAUCUGGAUGGCUGUGUGCCUGCUGUUUGUGUUCUCCGCCCUGUUGGAAUACGCUGCUGUCAACUUCAUUGCUCGCCAACACAAGGAGCUGCUGCGAUUCAGGAGGAGGAGACGGCACAUGAAGGAGGAUGAGGCUGGAGAGGGUCGAUUCAGCUUUACGGCCUAUGGCAUGGGUCCCGCCUGCCUGCAGUCCAAGGAUGGCAUGGCCAUCAAGGGCAACAACAACAAUGCACCCACCUCCACCAACCCCCCAGAGAAAACUGUUGAUGAGAUGCGAAAGCUCUUCAUCGGCCGAGCCAAGAGGAUCGACACAGUCUCCCGUGUGGCCUUCCCUCUAGUUUUCCUCCUUUUUAACAUUUUCUACUGGAUCGUAUACAAGAUCAUACGCAGUGAAGAUGUCCACAAGCAGUAAGAAUGAAGAGAGAAGAGAUGGAGAAAAAAACCAAGUUCAAUAAUGCCAAUCUCUCUCCCCAACUACACUCCUUCCUGAUCAAUCCUCACUGGCUUUUGGGGGCGAUUCCCUGGCAGAGGUAUUUAUCAAUAUCUUAUUUUCCUCUUUUUCAGUUCCAAGCCUUUUCCAGAAUAAUCCAGACCAGUGCAAUAGCAAUGCAGUAAAAUGCAUGGUAUAUGAAUGUGGCAAUAUAUCUACAAAAAUAGAAAAAUGAAAACGUAAAUACUCAAGACCUUUACAGAUACAUUCAAGAACUUUAUGAUUGAAUAACAGAAAUUUUAAAAAGAAGAGAAGAGGGUCUUGUAAAGAUGUGUUUUUGCAACUGCAUUAUAUGAAGAAGCUGGGGCAGCGUGCUGUAAUAUAUUCUAUAUCAUAAAUGAAAAAAAGUAAAGAGAUUUUAAAGGACCUAAGGCUGUUUGGUGCUUCCAUAGAUUAAGUGAUGCAAGGACCUUCCGUCCUAUAUAUCUAAAUUUGCUUCAACGUGUAUUGCAAGCACUUGUCAAUGCUUUCCUUGAACCGUCAACAAAUAUAAACUGAGAUUUCAUGUGAUUGAUGCCGCUAUCGAUUACAUGAUUAAAACUCAAUGAGAGGAGAUCAAAAAUAUAUUGUUUUAUACAAGCUGUCGUCCAUGUGUUACGCUAUAUGUGCUUACUUACUUUAUUAAAUUAUUGCAUACUU